This is a messenger RNA of Spea bombifrons (plains spadefoot toad), 2554 nucleotides long. It is a transcript of the gene TJAP1, whose product is annotated as tight junction associated protein 1. Gene Ontology annotation, biological process: Golgi organization. NCBI's taxonomy places the organism in Eukaryota, Metazoa, Chordata, Amphibia, Anura, Pelobatidae. Bases 225 to 1970 code for a protein of 581 amino acids. The transcript has 9 exons. Gene Ontology annotation, cellular component: trans-Golgi network. The record is from RefSeq and is a predicted model, not a curated record.
GUAUGAGUCUCUGACGUGACGGCUCGCUGCUUUCGGCUCCUCAGGUUUCAGAGUUGCUGAAGGUUUUCUCAUCUUGAGUUACAGAGCUGCGCAGGUUGCCGUGGAUCCGACGGCCAGGUUGGAGCAUGAGAGAGUCCGUGCCAGUGACCCUGACUGGAAGAGCGGAGUCUGGCUGAUCCCGUCCUGCGCUGUUGGCCAGCGCAUCGCCCACCGAGGCCGGGAUAAUGAGCGCCGCUGCUAACAAGAAGCCGUACCGCAAGGCGCCGCCGCAGCACCGCGAGACGCGUCACGAGCCCGCGGGUCUCCGCGAGGAGGGAGCAGAACCCCAGACGCAGGAAUCGCUGGCCGAGGGAGAGCGCAUCCAGUUUCUGCAGCAGCAGAAUGACGAGCUGCGCCGGCGCCUGGCGUUCGCCGCCACCAAGAGCGAGGCUUUGGAGCACGAGGUGGAGGCCGGUAGGCAUUACCUGGAAAUGGAGCUGAGCCGCAACCGAGAGGAGCUCGAGAAGUUCAAGGACAAAUUCCGCAGGUUACAGAACAGCUACACGGCGUCCCAGAGAACCAACCAGGACCUGGAGGAGAAGCUGCACACGCUGAUUAAGAAAGCGGAAAUGGACAGGAAGACCCUGGACUGGGAGAUCGUGGAGCUCACCAACAAACUGCUGGAUGCCAAGACCACCAUCAACAAACUGGAAGAGUUAAAUGAACGUUACCGGCAGGACUGUAAUCUGGCUGUCCAGCUGCUCAAGUGCAACAAAUCCCACUUCAGGAACCACAAGUUUGCCGACUUGCCGUACAAGCUGCAGGACAUGGUGAGUAAGCAUCUAGAGAACAACCCCUCGCCUCCGGGAUCCGGCCAGGACACCCCACCUCCCGGCCUGUCGCAUUCCGACGUGGUGCCCACCUCGGUCAUCGCCCGCGUGCUGGAGAAGCCGGAGUCCCUCAUCCUCAACUCCGCAACGUCUAGCAGCGGCAGCGGCCCCGCGGCAGAGGACGUCUUUGUGCAUGUGGACAUGAGCGGCCCCGGGGAGAGGGCAGAAGAGGGCAGACAUCAGCAGAAUGGGGGUAUCCAGAAGCAGGGCAGCGUGGAGAGCACCUCUGAGGAGCCCCCAACGUUUGAGAAGCUCAGUCCCUACCCCACGCCGCCCCCCCCGCACCCCAUGUAUCCCGGCCGGAAGGUGAUCGAGUUCUCGGACGAGAAGGUGCGAAUCCCCAAGAACAGUCCUUUGCCCAACUGCACGUAUGCCACGCGGCAGGCCAUCUCUCUGAGUCUCGUUCAGGGCGAGGACGGCAGCCCCGACAGACAUCGAACCGUGCCCAACAGUCCAGCUUCUGCCGGCAGUUACCCCCAACGAGCACGGAGCGCAGAUAACCCGCCCCGCUCCCCGCUGAGCAGUGCUGCGCCCAGCUCUGCCAGCUCCGAGGAGGACAUGCUGGCCAACUGGCAGAAGAUGUUCGUCGAGAAGGCGGCUCCUGGUAACGAGGCGUUCCUGGCCCACCGCACGGCCUUCAGCAGGGACACGGCAUUGGAGCUGCAGCAGAGGUUCAGCCGCUCCAUGCAGGAGCUCAGCAGGGCGGCUCAGGUCUACUCCGACAUGGAAAGCUCGGGCCCCGGCUGGCUUGGCUGUCGAGAGUCCAGCCUGGAGAAAGAGAGCGCAGGACCCCGGAGGGGGCAACAACCGAGCAAAUACGGAAAAGAGUUCUCGCAAGAGGAGGCUCAGGACCUUCUGUCUGGAGGGCUGGAGGAAGAAGACGACUCGGAGGAGCAGCAGGUAGUCCUAGUGGGCGCCCACCAGGAAAGCGUAACCGAGGACGAGGAGCCGGAGAGCCAUCCAGAGCCCGAGGAGACCCCGUACUUGGAGAAACCCCCUGCCGGACGCCCCCACCGCAGCCCCAAACGCAUGGGGGUGCAUCAUCUCCACCGGAAGGACAGCCUGACGCGGGCACAGGAGCAGGGCAACCUGCUGAACUAGGGCAAGAGCGUCCUCUUACCCCACCGCAAUCAGUAUAUGCAACACUCCGUUAGAAGAUAUGCACUACAGGAGGUGGGUUACCACACUGUCAUGGUGGUCCGCACUUUUAACUCAUGAGCUGCUAGACGUUCUUCAGCGUCACGUUCUUUCCAGAUAAAAGGUGGGGACGGAGCGCCCGUCUGUCCUGUUGGGGGUCGGUCUGCCAGGAACAUGAAAACCUCCACUUGCUUUUCUUCCAUCUUCCUCGCAGGACUGUGGGGGGCAAACGAGCGGCGGCAGGAGGCGACCCACCUCUUCCAAAGCUUUUGGGGAUUAUACGAACCUGAUUAACUCUUUCACUGCCGGGGCCGUAAGCAACAGGGCUCUUGGAGUGCGAGGAGUGAACCUCCUGACGAUGCCCAAAGGUUGUUUUCCCACCUGAGCCUCUGCUUGCGUCAGGGGUCCGCCGUGUUCUUUCUGCCUGCGCGUUGUGUGGCUUGUUUCUGUAUUUGGGGUCUCCAGGCUGAGGUCCGUCUGCAGACGGCUCCCCCAGGGUGCAAUGUGCUGCAGAGGGCUACUGCCCGCUCUUUGUUUUUAAUUGAAUU